Messenger RNA from Gigantopelta aegis, 1376 nucleotides. Its product is annotated as delta(3,5)-Delta(2,4)-dienoyl-CoA isomerase, mitochondrial-like. Gene Ontology annotation, cellular component: mitochondrion. The transcript is spliced from 8 exons. Lineage: Eukaryota; Metazoa; Mollusca; Gastropoda; Neomphalida; Peltospiridae. The record is from RefSeq and is a predicted model, not a curated record. Gene Ontology annotation, molecular function: delta(3,5)-delta(2,4)-dienoyl-CoA isomerase activity. Bases 172 to 1014 code for a protein of 280 amino acids.
UGAGCAGCUGUUGUUUCCUGUUAAUUGUGUUUUGCCGCUAAUCGACUGUCAGCAGUGGAAAUUGACCAACUUGAGAAUUUGGUCUUGGUUCAAAGGUCACUCCGAAGUCUUAGAUUUAAAGCUGCGGCGUCGAGUUGUGUACUGAGGUCGGGUUACAACAUAAUCCGUACGAUGUGCAGCGCUGAAACACCCAAAUUUGAAACUCUCCAGUUGACUCGCCCUAGAGAGUUUGUGGUGCAAGUUGAGUUAAGUCGACCAGAGAAGAGGAAUGCUAUGAAUACAGCUUUCUGGAGGGAGAUGGUGGAGUGUUUUAACUACCUCAGUGAUGACACAGACUGUCGAGUGGUUGUGGUCUCUGCGGCAGGCAAAAUGUUCACAGCAGGUAUUGACCUCACGGAUCUCGAUGGUCUUGUUGGAACGCUGCAGUCUAAAAUGGAUGUGGGACGGAAAGCGUUUGUUGCAAAGAAGACUAUCAAAGCGUAUCAAGAAACAUUCUCGGUUAUUGAGAAAUGUCCAAAGCCUGUUAUUGCAGCUAUCCACAAUGCAUGUAUUGGAGGUGGGAUUGAUAUGACGUCAGCCUGUGACAUUCGGUACUGUUCACAAGAUGCCUGGUUCCAAAUCAAGGAAAUAGACGUGGGUCUGGCUGCUGAUGUCGGCACAUUGCAGCGAUUCCCAAAGAUUGUUGGUAACGACAGCCUCACACGCGAACUUGCGUACACUGCCAGGAAAUUUUAUGCAGAUGAGGCUAAACAGAUGGGAUUUAUAAGUCGUAUAUUCCCAGACAAAGAGACUAUGGUGCAGAGUGCCCUAGAUGUGGCAUCACUGAUAGCAUCUAAAAGUCCAGUAGCCGUUCAGGGAACUAAAGUCAGUCUUGUGUUUUCCCGCGACCACAGUGUACCGGAGGGACUGGAGCACAUAGCCAUGUGGAACCAGGCAAUGCUACAGAGUGAGGAUCUAAUGAAGGCGGCCAUGGCUCAAGUGCAGAAAAAGAAGGCUACUUUUUCAAAAUUGUGAUGAGGACUUUAUCAACAGAUAAUGCUUGCUAUAUUGUAUGAAUCACUGGCUCUUGUGUCGAGUUGAUCAGUGGUUAUUUCUCGGUGAUGAAUUCACAAAUUGUGACGUGAUCAAUGAGAUCAAAGUCAUAAAAUGACCAAUGAAAUACAGAUCAUGAAAUGACCAAUAAAAUGACAGAUCAUGAAAUGGCCUAUGAAAUGACAGAUCAUGAAAUGAUAUAUUAUUGUGAUUAUGAAGUUUCAAAUAAAUUACAAAUUUAUAUUCUGUGAGUGUGUCUGUGUGUGGUGUGUGUGUGUGUGUAUGUGGCAUAUGUGUAUUUGAAACAUAGGAUUUUGUACAGUAAUAAAUAACCAUUUAUCCAA